Molecule: messenger RNA, 1911 nt
Organism: Stomoxys calcitrans (stable fly)
Lineage: Eukaryota; Metazoa; Arthropoda; Insecta; Diptera; Muscidae
Gene: MFS12
Product: putative inorganic phosphate cotransporter
Exons: 3
Coding region: 407-1759 (450 amino acids)
Biological process (GO): monoatomic anion transport; transmembrane transport
Cellular component (GO): plasma membrane
Molecular function (GO): transmembrane transporter activity
Source: RefSeq, a predicted model, not a curated record
GUCGUUAACGGAGAAGCACUGCCAAUCCAUUUUUCUAUGUGUGCGGAAAUACGUUACAUUAUUGUGAAAUUCAUACGUGUGUCUUAUAGAGCAGUGGACGAAUAGUGACAGAUCGAGGAAUAGCUUUUACAUCGUCGAUGUUUGCCACUUAUUGUAAAGAGUUCGAUAUUCAAUACAUCAAGGUUGUAGUAAGGAAAGUUUUGCAAUUCGACAGAUACGUCACUGAAGACAUCGAGGAAGCAUCGCGAAAUCAACGUAAAUUCAGCACUGUAGCCAGCAGCAACAAGAUGAAGCUAUGAUGUGCUAAGAAGAUGAGGGCCAUUCCGAAAACCCCUUGCAAGUCGAGUUAUCGUCAGCCAAUUUAGUUGGAAUACGUCAUGCCCAAGCCCUACUUCUAUUUCUUGGAAUGGCUUUUGGCUAUUUUUUACGGGUCAACAUAUCCGCGGCUAUUGUACCCAUGACCCAAUGUGAUGGCAAUCACUCGUGCUACGAUUGGGACUCGUCAACAAAAAGUCUGAUCCUGUCCAGUUUCUUUUGGGGCUAUGUGGUCAGUCAAAUGCCUUCGAGCUUGUUGGCGAAGCGUUUUGGAGGAAAACUGGUGUUGGGAGUGGCCACGGCUAUUUGCUCGCUUACAACCAUUUUCGUGCCUUUGGCAGCUGCUAAAGGAGAUUGGAUUUUGGUAUGCGUUUUGAGGGUCAUCAUUGGUUUUACUCAGGGCAGUGUUUAUCCAUGCGUUCACACUCUGUUGGCACAGUGGGUGCCUCGAAACGAAAGAGGCUUUUUGUUGACGUCCGUCUAUUCGGGUGCCCAAUUUGGUACAGCUCUUCUUUUGGCAGUGAGUGGCAGCAUGUUUGAUUCGUCCAUGGGAUGGCCAUCUAUAUUUUACAUUACUGGAUCCGUGGGCAUUUUAUGGUCGGCCGCCUUCUUAAUUUUUGGAGCUGAUACACCAAGGGAUACGAAAUUUAUUUCUGAAGCAGAGCAGAAAUAUAUUGAAGCGACCACUGGAAGCGCCCACCACCAACAGGAUACGCCUCUGCCGAUUCCCUGGAAAGCGAUGUUCACCUCAUCAUGUUUCUAUGGAUUGAUAGCUGCCCAUUGUGGUUUUACAUGGGGCUUCUACACUCUCUUGACGGAAAUUCCCACCUAUAUGACCAACAUAUUGCAUUUUAAUGUGAAAACAAACGCUUUGCUGUCGGCCCUACCGUACUUUUUUAUGUGGAUCCUCUGUUUGAUAGUGAGCCCCAUUGCUGAUGCGCUUAUUAACCACAAUGUCCUAAGUGUUACGGUCUCUCGAAAGAUAUUCAACUCCAUCGGGCAAUGGGUGCCAAUGUGUUGUCUUAUUGCUUUGGGCUACAUGAGCGAGGAUGAAAAAGUGUUGGCCAUCACUUUAUUAACAUUUGGUGUGGGCUUCAAUGCAGCCUCCUUCUGUGGAUACCUGGUCAACCAUAUGGAUUUAUCUCCUAAUUUUGCCGGCACCAUGAUGGGCAUUACCAAUGGCUUAUCAAAUCUAUUGUCCGUAUUUGCUCCUUUAGUGGUGGGAGCUAUAGUGGUGGACGAAGAAAGUCCCGAGCAAUGGCGCAUUGUAUUUUUCAUUACAGCCGCUGUGUAUCUAGUGGGCAAUGGACUAUUUUUGAUAUUUGGUAAGGCCACCGUGCAACCGUGGAAUUAUGCAGAUACAUCCAGCAGUACGGCAACGCUGUCUAAUAAUAUUGCUCAAACAUCAGCAGUCAGCGAGCUCUCCCUAAAGAGUGCAUCAUAAAAAAUGAGGGCAAGAAAAUGUCAAAGAAAAUCUGCGCUCAGAUACUAGUUUCCCUUCUCGCUCAAUGCCAAAUCGGCAAAGAAAAGAAAGCAAAGGUCAUCCCCAGGAAAAAUAAAUGCGUUUAAAACUGUGACUUUACACUGUACUACUCG